Brassica napus (rape) is the source of this 438-nucleotide messenger RNA. RefSeq names its product scarecrow-like protein 1. Gene Ontology annotation, biological process: regulation of DNA-templated transcription. The record is from RefSeq and is a predicted model, not a curated record. Gene Ontology annotation, molecular function: sequence-specific DNA binding; DNA-binding transcription factor activity. The transcript has a single exon. Bases 1 to 438 code for a protein of 145 amino acids. Gene Ontology annotation, cellular component: nucleus. Lineage: Eukaryota; Viridiplantae; Streptophyta; Magnoliopsida; Brassicales; Brassicaceae.
AUGGUCAAAGGGUUGAACCCGAAGCUUGUCACAGUCGUUGAGCAAGACGUGAACACAAACACUUGCCCUUUCUUCCCGAGAUUCAUGGAGGCUUACGAGUACUACUCUGCGGUUUUUGAUUCUCUUGACGUGACGCUCCCGAGAGAGAGCCAAGAGAGGAUGAACGUGGAGAGGCAGUGUCUCGCUAGAGAUAUUGUCAACGUUGUUGCUUGCGAAGGAGAAGAGCGGAUUGAGAGGUACGAGGUUGCUGGGAAAUGGAGGGCGAGGAUGAUGAUGGCGGGGUUCAGUUCGAGGCCAAUGGGUUCAAGAGUGGCGAGGAGUAUGCAGAGCUUGAUAAAGGAAGAGUAUUGCAGUAAGUACAAGGUUAAAGAGGAGAUGGGUGAGCUCCUUUUUUACUGGGAGGAUAAGAGUUUAAUCGUUGCUUCAGCUUGGAGGUGA